This is a messenger RNA of Ruditapes philippinarum (Manila clam), 1102 nucleotides long. RefSeq names its product tripartite motif-containing protein 2-like. The transcript is spliced from 7 exons. NCBI's taxonomy places the organism in Eukaryota, Metazoa, Mollusca, Bivalvia, Venerida, Veneridae. Bases 242 to 940 code for a protein of 232 amino acids. The record is from RefSeq and is a predicted model, not a curated record.
UUAAGAAUCAAUCAAGUAUUAAUCUUGCUUAUGCCUAUAUCAUAGUAUGGAAUUUAACCAUAGGUUUAUCAGAAUAAAAUACAAAUAAGUCCAGACAUUGUGCAAGCCAGAGUAAAAGAUUAUCACUUUCCGGCCCAGCAACUUAAGUAUUGCAAAAUAUUCAAGGAACGAUAAUGCAUAUUCACCACAGUGUAGAAUAUUCAAGAUUGAGGAUGACAGAGCAUUUAGAUUUCUGUUAAAUAUGUCACAAACUAUAAAAGAAAUCAUUUUUGAGGAAUUCCUGAAAUGCAGAAUUUGUAUGAAAGAAUUUCAAUAUCCGAAGGUACUAAAAUGCCUUCAUACAUUCUGUGAAGAAUGUAUAAAGGCAACAAUACAACACCAAAUUAUGACGUCACAUUCGGAGAUUUGGUGUCCUGUAUGCCGGACUAGAAUUGACGUCGAUUCAAAUGGUGACUAUAACCUUCAAACUAAUUUUCAAGUAAAGAAAUUACAGGGGAUUAUAGAGGGUUUACCGACAAAUGAAAUAUUUGCAGGAUUAUACAAAGCACAAGUUGGAUAUAAUCUAAAUAUAGCUCAUGCUGUCGCCAUUUCGGAGGCGAAUCAGUGCGUGUACCUUAAAGCUAGUGUCGACGAUCUUCGCUUUGCUGUCAUUGAAUUACGUCGACAGAUAGAGCAGUACAAAACUGAUUUGGAAAUAGAAAGAACCAUCACGGCAAAAAUGUCUGCACAAAUGGUAUCAAAGGACAACAUAAUUGUCCACUUAGAAAAGGCUGUUGAUAAUUUAACUUUAAAGGCACAAAAAAAUAACCCCGAGAAAACUGUGCAUGAUUUGGCGAAGUCAUCAUGUGUGUUCCAAAUAGUACAUAGAUGCGCAUCAUGUAUUGAAGGUUUUUGCAGAUGUUUUUCCAGAUUACUUCAGAUAAGUUAUGGCUGGCUGUAAAGAAGAACAAAUACGAAAGGAAUAAAAAGCAUCUACGUUUGUAGAUAGUAAUAUGGAAGACAUAUUCUCAUACACUCUUGUGCAACAAACUCGCCUUUUAAUAUUUUUAACCAGUUGCUAAACAUACUUUAUAUACCAUCUGAGGGAAAGGCCUUCAAGGUG